AAACAAAAAAAAUAAAUUCUAAUUAAGAGUUUUAAUUUUAUUAUAAUGUUUUGAAAUGCAACAGACCUUUUUAAGUGUCUCUAAAGUAUUCAAAACCUUGUUUAGGGCCGCUGCAUGCACAUUGUUUUUGCAUACACUCCUCAUCAAGUAGUCAAAGGAUCACAGGGAACCUUUUCCCCUCUGAUAAUCAAAGCCCAUGGGGCCCGUGAUAGAGGGCCAUCGUGACAUGAGCCAUGCUCUCUGUCUGACUUUAUCUGACUUUGCUUUUUAUAGUCAGAGCUUUCAUGUGACUUCUCCUGGUAAACCUAGAGCAUGUGAAAGGCAUACGCAUUUCUUGGAGGAAAUCUGAACACUGUGAUCAGCUCUGCUUUGCGCCGCUGAUGCGUUGGCUUUAUUGCGCGCCAGGGGACUGAAAAAGGAAGUCAUUAUAGACCAGUAAACACUGGACCUUGCACACUAAUAGGCUUAAUGUGGAGGUGGGGCCACUUAGAGAGCUCUAUCAUGGAGUCCUCUCAUUGUAAAUCACACUGCCAUAUUUAGUCUGUUGAAGAGGGAAGUCUUCCUAGUUAUGUAAACAAAGCGAGUUCACGAGGGGAGAUGUUCCAUCGCUAUGAUGGCUGGCUCCAUUAAUGUGCCUGUGAUCUCUGAAGCAAGGCUGGAUUUCUCAGCUCUAGUGAAGGGUAAGAGAUGUAGAUUGUGGUUUUUGUGUUGAGACAGCAGUGUGAGUGAGCGUCCCAUGCCACGACUAGACACUUGUUUUGCCAGUUGUGAAGACACAGGAUCUCUGCUUUCAUGAGCGACAUGAUCUCAGAGAGUUCGGAAGAGGAGAGACCUCAGAGGCCCUCGCAUCUCAAGCUGAAGGGAAACUCUCCCACCAGCUCCCCCAAAAUGUCUCCGCGGGACUCUCCUCGGAGUUCACCCCGCAACUCGCCUCUGCUCUUCCGCAGGCUGAUGAUGAACCGCAGCAUUGCUUUGCAGAGGCGCUUCACUUUGGCUCACACGCCCAGUUUUGAUGUUGAGAAUGGGCUAUCGGUGGGCCGCAGUCCUCUGGAGUCCCAGGCCAGUCCAGGCUCCGGCCUUGUGCUGCAGGCCAAUUUCCCACACAGUCAGCGGCGGGAGUCCUUCUUGUAUCGCUCCGAUUCUGACUUUGACCUUUCACCCAAGGCCAUGUCCCGAAACUCAUCCACGGCCAGCGAGCUACAUGGAGAAGACAUGAUAGUUACACCGUUUGCACAGGUCCUUGCCAGCUUGAGGACUGUGCGGAGCAACUUUGCUGUUUUGACCCAUCAGCAAGACCGUUUCCCGAACAAGAGGUCCACUGGAAGCAACCCACCAUCCAUGUGCAAGACAAGCCUUCCAGAGGAGCCGUUUCAGAAGUUGGCAGUGGAGACUCUGGAUGAGCUGGACUGGUGUCUCGAACAGCUCGAGACUCUCAAGACACGUCACUCAGUCAGUGAGAUGGCAUCCAACAAGUUUAAAAGGAUGCUGAAUCGAGAACUAACCCAGCUGUCAGAGACUAGCAAGUCUGGAAACCAGGUCUCAGAGUUCAUCUCCAGCACCUUCUUGGAGAAGCAACAUGAUAUGGAGAUUAUGUCCCCACCAACCAAGGAGAAGGAGAAGAAAAAGUGGCCCAUGUCUCAGAUCAGUGGAGUGAAGAAACCCUCACACAGCUCCAGUGUCGCAGCUUCCAGCAUCCCACGCUUUGGCAUCAGAACUGACCAGGAAGAUCUGCUGGCCAAGGAGUUAGAGGACUUUGACAAAUGGGGUGUGGAUAUUUUCAAGAUAUCGGAGUAUUCUGGCAACCGACCGCUAACGGUAGCAAUGUACACAAUCUUUCAGGAAAGAGACCUGUUGAAAUCCUUUAAAAUCCCUGUAGACACAUUCAUUACCUACAUGAUGGCAUUGGAGGAGAACUACCACGCUGAUGUAGCAUACCAUAAUAGCAUCCAUGCAGCUGACGUGGUCCAGUCCACCAAUGUCCUGCUGUCCACCCCAGCCCUGGAGGCUGUAUUCACCGACCUUGAGAUCUUGGCCGCAAUGUUUGCUAGUGCAAUACAUGACGUGGACCACCCUGGAGUGUCCAACCAGUUCCUCGUCAACACAAACUCAGAGUUGGCUCUCAUGUACAACGAUUCCUCUGUUCUGGAGAACCACCACCUGGCUGUUGGCUUCAAACUGCUGCAGGAAGAAAACUGUGACAUUUUCCAGAACCUGACCAAGAAACAGAGGCAGUCGCUGCGCAAAAUGGUCAUUGACAUGGUCCUAGCCACUGAUAUGUCAAAGCAUAUGAACCUGUUAGCGGAUCUCAAGACCAUGGUAGAGACCAAGAAGGUGACAAGUCUGGGUGUGCUGCUGUUAGACAACUACUCUGAUCGCAUUCAGGUUCUUCAGAACAUGGUGCAUUGUGCUGACCUGAGCAACCCAACAAAGCCCCUGGAGCUGUACCGUCAAUGGACAAAUCGCAUCAUGGUGGAGUUUUUUACUCAGGGGGACCGAGAGAGAGAUAAGGGUAUAGAGAUCAGCCCCAUGUGUGACAAACACAGUGCUUCCAUUGAGAAAUCACAGGUGGGCUUCAUUGACUACAUCGUGCACCCACUGUGGGAGACCUGGGCGGAUCUGGUUCACCCUGAUGCCCAGGAGAUUCUCGACAUGCUGGAGGACAACCGUGAGUGGUACCAGAGCAUGAUCCCUCACAGUCCCACCUCCACCCCUGAGGACAAGGGCGGUGUGUUUGGGAUGGGAGCCAUGGGUGGAGGCAUCGCCUCAGCAGGGGAGAAAUUCCAGUUCGAACUGACCUUAGAGGAGGAAGGGGAGUCUGACAUUGAGAGUCCAGUGGAUGAAGAGUUCACUUCCACCGCACAGGAUUCAGCUCCCUGCACACAGCAAGCCAACCUGACCACUCACUCCCCCGGCUGCAGGACAAUGUCUUUUAAGAUGGGCGAGCCGCCAGACAGUGAAGAUGAAAAUAGAGAACUUGACCAAGAAGGGAAAAGCGUGUCUUGCCUGCGUCUGGGAACAUAACACUAGUGCACUUUUUCAUUUCGUUCUUUUUUCUUCUUUCAUACCUCUUCCUCGCCACCUACCUAUUCCUCUUCAUCCCAUUCUUAGCUUCCUCGGGCGGAGGCGACGCAGUGCAGGAGAGCAAAGGAGAGGUAGGAAAGCUUCCACAGGAUGUUUUUUAUACAGUAGUCACCUUGCACUGGAGAAAGCUCCUAUUCUACGGACUGUCAAAGCAUGAAGCUUUCUUAAAACGUUCUUGGUCUUGAAAAGACCGGCUUUACUGUCAAGCGUAAAACUGCCUAUGUGUUAUGAACUGAGGGGAAACGUUCUCAAGUGUCUUCCUGUGACAUCCCAGGUUUAAAGUUAGCAAACAAGUGGAGCCAUCCGAACAUAAUAAUUGAUAUACAGGACACUUUUUAUGAGACGUAUGUGCACUAAAAUGUUUUUUUUUUUUUUAAGAUACACUGUUGACAUAAAGCUGGUGUAUUAUUAGCUGAACAAAAACAACCUAACCUUAACACACCAGAACAUCUCAGGAUUCAAAGAAACUUUCAUGUAGCAAACAGCUUGAGGGUACCCACAUAGUGACCACCGUCUUCCUUGGAUCACUAUAAAAUCUCUAGACUGAAGUCGAGCCAUGAUUGUGAUCUUUUGUGUUUGUAUGUGACGCCACCUAGUGCUUAAUAGUGGAACUGGAGCCACUUUUAUAGGAUUUACCACUCCAGCUGAACACAGUGGCUCUGUAUUGUUGUUCCUUUGCACAGAUUAUUAUCAUCAGACCGUUUUAACUUAAAAACCCUUCUCACUUUAAUUUGUAGGAAUGCUGCUUUAAUUUAUGGCAUGCACAUAGUUUACAUAUGCUUCUCGUUUAUUUUUCGAUUCUGCUUCAUCCAAAGCAUGAGCGUAAGCAUUAUUACAUUGUAUGUCACGGUUUUAAAAUGGCUUGUGUCUGAUGUUCUAGGUAGCACUUUAGUAGAUAACUUUGUCAUUGCCAAACGUUGCUCCAUCAGUAAGGGCUGGAGUCAUUAUUAACAUACAGAAGACUAGGAUUCAACCAUGAUCUGCAGGGUAACCAGCAUGUGUACGCACCCUGUAUGUAAGCUGGUCUCUGGAAGGCUGGGCUAGCUUGGAAACCCACAUUUGCUGUAUAGAAAGUGAUCAGGGUCCUUAAACCACAUGUGUACUUUCUCUCUCUUUCUGUGCUGGUCACACUGAAAAAUAGGAGGUGUCUUAACAUCUUUACAAAUGUAUGAUGUCUAAACAAAAGUGAACAGUUUUGUUCUAAAAUGAGAUCUGUGCACUACAAGAUGACACUUAAAGCCAAAGUUAGUUUUCUGUGCGAGACCUUUUGUGUUCUUUGGUUUUUGAUUGAUCAGUGCUCUGCUCUUCACAGGGACAUAGCCAAUGACUGUACAAGUGCCAAGCAAGCAUGAUCCAUGCUGUACUGUAAUUUCCAUUUUGCCACUGGCUAAUUUCCAUCAAUGACAUUUUCUACUGUUAGUAGCGUACCGAUUUGAGCAUUUAGUUUUCUUUUAAUUCUUCAUUCAAAACUGUCGAUUUGUCAAGCUGAAAUUUUGUUUAAGAGUAUUCAUGUUAAAUAACAGGUUUCAAAUCUUUCAGACUCAUUGUAAGUCAGAUUAUUUGUGUCCUUUUUAUACCAUGGUAUGAAUUUUAAUAUUGAAUACAGUGAAUCUAUGUAUGUAAAUGGAUUAGAGUAAACAGGGCUUUUAAUUAGUGGCUAUAUGUUCAUCUUGACGUCUGUCUGUGCUCUUUAUAGCAAUGUUUUGUGUGGUGAAAGAAAUGCUGAGUGGCCAUGCAAAGUUAUGACUGACCGUAUCCACAUGGCACACCUCUGUUUGGUCUUUUUCCGUCGACAAUCCCAACAGUACUGUUUACCACUACAACGCUGUUACUAAUGUUGCUGUGAUUGUUUUCCUGUUUCCAAUGCCAAUAAAC
Messenger RNA from Cyprinus carpio (common carp), 4956 nucleotides. Its product is annotated as 3',5'-cyclic-AMP phosphodiesterase 4C-like. Gene Ontology annotation, biological process: signal transduction. Gene Ontology annotation, molecular function: 3',5'-cyclic-AMP phosphodiesterase activity. NCBI's taxonomy places the organism in Eukaryota, Metazoa, Chordata, Actinopteri, Cypriniformes, Cyprinidae. The record is from RefSeq and is a predicted model, not a curated record. Gene Ontology annotation, cellular component: nucleus; cytosol; perinuclear region of cytoplasm.